AAUUGUGAAAGGACGCUGUCACUUUCAGAUUAGGAAACCAAAUCGCUUUGAAACGUUUAGUUACUGUUACGACCUGUUACCGAGCUAGAUACGUGUUGUUACCGGCGAACAACGAAAUGUAUGAGACAUUCCUUCGCUAAUCGAUCCCUGUCUGCGGCUUUGUCUUUAGUUUGAAGUUGCGGCGCGACAAUGAGCUGCAGUGAUCUCUGCCGUUAUUAGUGAGAAUUCGUUUAUUCGUUCGUUUUAUCUAUAAAACGAGGCGUUCCUGUUACAUGUGGGCUGGUUUUGAGAUACGGCGACUGGAGAGAAGGAACGGAACAGUGAACAGAAGUAGCGGUUGACAGGUGCAUUUGCACCGACUGGUGCGGUGGAGAGAUGCCGGUCCAAAGAACGAUGUCCGAUCUCCGUUCCCGAGUGGAAGGGUAUGAGAAGGCAGAGGACGCCUCAGAGAAGACUUCUUUGGCUGAUCAGGAGGACGCCAGGCUGAUUUUCAUCAACCAGCCGCAGCUCACCAAGUUCUGCAGCAAUCGUGUCAGCACUGCGAAGUACAAUGUCCUCACAUUCCUGCCGCGGUUCCUCUACUCCCAGUUCAGGAGGGCAGCCAACUCCUUUUUCCUCUUCAUCGCUCUCCUGCAGCAAAUUCCGGACGUGUCCCCCACGGGGCGCUGGACCACCCUGGUCCCCCUGCUCUUCAUCCUGGUGGUGGCAGCUGUGAAGGAGGUCAUCGAGGACCUGAAACGCCACAACGCAGACAACGUUGUGAACAAAAAAGAAACACAAGUGCUGAGAAACGGCGCUUGGGAGAUAGUCCACUGGGAGAAGGUGGCGGUCGGAGAGAUAGUGAAAGCCACCAAUGGGGAUCACCUCCCUGCAGACCUCGUCAUUCUGUCGUCCAGUGAGCCACAAGCUAUGUGCUACAUUGAGACCUCAAAUCUGGAUGGAGAGACCAACCUUAAAAUUCGACAGGGUUUACAGAUCACGUCAGAAAUCAAGGACAUCGACAGCCUGACCAGGCUGGCCGGGCGCAUGGAGUGUGAGAGCCCCAACCGCCACCUGUACGACUUUGUCGGAAACAUACGCCUGGAAGGCCACAGCACCGUGCCUCUUGGCCCAGACCAGAUCCUGCUAAGGGGAGCCCAGCUGAGGAACACGCAGUGGGUCCACGGUAUUGUGGUGUACACCGGCCACGACACGAAACUCAUGCAGAACUCCACACGCCCGCCCCUGAAACUGUCCAACGUGGAGCGCAUCACCAACUUCCAGAUCCUGGUUCUGUUCGGCUGCCUGCUGGCCAUUUCCCUGGUCUGCUCUGUAGGGCAAACGAUCUGGAAGGCCCGGCACGGAAACGACGCCUGGUACAUGGACCUCAACUAUGGCGGCGCCGCAAACUUCGGCCUCAACUUCCUGACCUUCAUCAUCCUCUUCAACAACCUCAUUCCCAUCAGCCUUCUGGUCACCCUGGAGGUCAUCAAGUUCAUCCAGGCCUACUUCAUCAACUGGGACAUGGACAUGCAUUAUGAGGCCACCGACACUCCAGCUAUGGCGCGAACCUCCAACCUCAAUGAAGAACUGGGCCAGGUGAAGUACAUCUUCUCAGACAAAACGGGAACCCUGACGUGCAACGUGAUGCAGUUUAAGAAAUGCACCAUCGCAGGCGUGGCCUACGGCCACUGUCCUGAAGCUGAGGAUUGUGGUAUGUCAGGGGAUGACUGGCACACGUCACAGUCGACCGAAGAAGGGUUCAACGAUCCCAGCUUACUGGAAAACCUGCAGAACAAUCAUCCCACCGCUCCUGUCAUCCUGGAGUUCAUGACCAUGAUGGCCGUUUGUCACACCGCCGUCCCCGAGAGAACCGACGACAAGAUCAUCUACCAGGCAGCUUCUCCAGACGAGGGGGCUCUGGUGCGAGCCGCGAGGAACCUGGGCUUCGUGUUCUCGGGCAGAACCCCGGACUCCGUCAUCAUUGAAUCUCUUGGCGAAGAGGAGAAGUACGAGCUGCUCAAUGUGCUGGAGUUUACAAGCAACCGGAAGAGGAUGUCUGUGAUCAUGCGCACUCCUUCGGGACGGAUCCGGCUGUAUUGCAAAGGAGCGGACACAGUGAUCUACGACCGACUGGCCGACAGCUCCAGGUACAAGGACAUCACUUUGAAGCACCUGGAGCAGUUUGCCACAGAGGGGCUGCGCACGCUGUGCUACGCGGUGGCCGACAUCUCGCCGACGACCUACCGGGAGUGGCUGGAGGUGUACCAGCGCGCCUCCACAGCCGUCAACCGGAGGGCCAUGAAGCUGGAGGAGAGCUACGAGCUGAUCGAGAAGAACUUGCAGCUGCUGGGGGCGACAGCGAUCGAGGACAAGCUCCAGGACAAGGUCCCCGAGACAAUCGAGAUGCUGAUGAAGGCCGACAUCAAGAUCUGGAUCCUGACAGGCGACAAGCAAGAGACGGCCAUCAACAUCGGACACUCGUGUAAACUGCUGACGAGGAACAUGGGACUGGUAGUGGUUAAUGAAGACACUCUGGAUGGCACCCGGGAGACCCUGAGCCGACACUGCGGCAUGCUGGGAGACGCCCUGCACAAGGAGAACGAUUUCGCCCUCAUCAUCGACGGGAAGACGCUCAAGUACGCCCUCACCUUCGGGGUCCGCCAGUACUUCCUGGACCUGGCGCUGUCCUGCAAAGCGGUCAUCUGCUGCAGGGUGUCCCCGCUGCAGAAGUCGGAGGUGGUGGAGAUGGUGAAGAAGCAGGUGCGCGUGAUCACGCUGGCCAUCGGCGACGGCGCCAACGACGUGGGCAUGAUCCAGACCGCCCACGUGGGCGUGGGCAUCUCCGGCAACGAGGGCCUGCAGGCCGCCAACUCCUCCGACUACUCCAUCGCCCAGUUCAAGUACCUGAAGAAUCUGCUCCUGGUUCACGGUGCAUGGAACUACAACCGUGUGGCCAAGUGUAUCCUCUACUGCUUCUACAAGAACAUCGUCCUGUACAUCAUCGAGAUCUGGUUUGCCUUCGUGAACGGUUUCUCCGGACAAAUCCUGUUUGAGCGGUGGUGCAUCGGCUUGUACAAUGUGAUCUUCACAGCUCUGCCGCCGCUGACCCUGGGGAUAUUCGAGCGCUGCUGCAGGAAAGAGAACAUGCUGAAGUACCCCGAGCUCUACAAGACCUCCCAGAAUGCCAUGGGCUUCAACACCAAGGUCUUCUGGGCCCAUUGUCUGAAUGGCCUCUUCCACUCCGUCAUCCUCUUCUGGGUCCCGCUUCAGGCCUUCAAGCACGAUUCGGUGUUCGGAAGUGGAAGGACGUCGGACUAUCUCCUCUUAGGGAACAUGGUUUAUACAUUCGUGGUCAUCACGGUGUGUCUCAAAGCCGGCCUGGAGACUUCCUCAUGGACAAUGUUCAGUCACAUUGCCAUCUGGGGCAGCAUCGGCCUGUGGGUGGUGUUUUUUGGGGUGUACUCCUCCCUGUGGCCUCUCAUCCCUCUGGCUCCGGACAUGUCGGGAGAGGCGGACAUGAUGUUCAGCUCCGGGGUCUUCUGGAUGGGCCUGUUCUUCAUCCCCGUCACCUCCCUGGUGUUCGACGUGGCCUACAAAGUAGUGAAGAGAUCCUGCUUCAAGACCCUGGUGGAUGAGGUGCAGGAGCUGGAGGCAAAGUCCCAGGACCCUGGAGCAGUGGUUCAUGGGAAGAGCCUGACGGAGAGAGCCCAGCUCCUGAAGAACGUGUUCAAGAAGAGCACUGUCCCCAUGUACCGCUCCGAGUCCAUGCAACAGAACCUGCUCCAUGGCUACGCUUUCUCUCAGGAUGAGAACGGAGUGGUCUCCCAGUCGGAGGUGAUCAGAGCGUACGACACCACCAAGCAGCGGCCGGACGAGUGGUGAAGCCCCGCCCCCCUCGGGGAAAAACCAACCAUGAGAUGCCACGCUUCGAGGUGCUCGUUGGAGGGAGCCGACAGGAAGUGACAGUUUCGACCUUCUUGAGCAUUAAUUUGUCACGAAAAGAGGGGAGACAACAGAGGUGACUUGUGACGUGAGGAGGGAGGAAAACAAGAAACAAACAUUUCAGAAGUGUUCACUUUUCGUUGUUGUGGUUUAAGCAGACAUAAGCACUUUGCUUGCAUUCUGAGUCUGUGGUCAGAAGUUUCUCCCUGUUAUCACUCAGUCAAAAGGCGAGUUUUUCCGUUCUACUUUAUUUUUUUGUUUGUACUGUUGGCUCACGUCGAGUGUUUUUAAAAACAUACUCGGAGAGCUGAGCCGCAUAGCUCUUUUUAUGGUGUUAAUGGAAGCGUAAGAGCAAAUUGAAUUGCGAUGAAGGAUUCUUGACUUGGAUUCCCAGGUUGGAGGUGACGUGCAAAUGACAGACCCAAGACACAAAAGAAAAUUCUGUUUUUUUUUCUGGAGGAUCAAACAGUACUCCAUGAAAACUGAAACCUGUAAAUUUCUCAGUUUGAAGUCUAGGUUGCCAAAGAAAAAAAAAACAACAUGUGCAGCAUUUUGUCUCAACUGCGGCCUGUUAUUCACAGAUGUAGUUUUAACAGGAAAUAUAAAAAUCUCACUGAAAGAUUAUAUAUUUAUAAUAUCAGAAAGCCUACCGAAUCGUUCUCACACUCCAGAAUGGGAUUCUAGUGUUGAAAGAACCUCUUCAUUUCUAUAGUGUUCUUUUUUUGGUUGUGUUUUUUGCACUGUAACAUCUACAGUAUUAUGCCAAGGCCUUACAUGCAACAUUCUCUUUGCCUUUGGUCAUUUUAUUUGUAUUCGAGCAAUGGGUUGUCUUUGUGCCUGCCUGUUUGUUCACCUUCAAAGCAGUUGCAGAACUAUAUUUUCACAUUUGUACCAUUUUAUACACCACUUCAAUUGCUCUUUACUGUUAAUUUCAUUCCACGUGUUUCUUGGCUGCAAUGAUCACAACAGUGCCUAUUUGAAUAUUUCCCUAACAGAGAAUAUUUUGUGAUGUGAGUGUUGAUUACCGCACCAAAAAGGCAAGGCGAGAUUGUCGUGGAAUACCUUGCCUGUACACUUUGUGGCUGCCUGUGGGUCGGGGUUGCGUAGCGUGAAUUACAGGUGCUUUGUUGAUGGGAUGUCAGAGCAUCUUGUGACGCUGGUUUUAAAUGAGGAUCCAAUGACAGUAAUUGGGAGGGGGGGGG
Messenger RNA from Megalops cyprinoides (Indo-Pacific tarpon), 5126 nucleotides. Its product is annotated as phospholipid-transporting ATPase IA. Gene Ontology annotation, cellular component: plasma membrane. NCBI's taxonomy places the organism in Eukaryota, Metazoa, Chordata, Actinopteri, Elopiformes, Megalopidae. The coding region runs from base 376 to 3864 and encodes 1162 amino acids. Gene Ontology annotation, biological process: phospholipid translocation. The transcript has 37 exons. Gene Ontology annotation, molecular function: ATPase-coupled intramembrane lipid carrier activity; ATP hydrolysis activity; magnesium ion binding. The record is from RefSeq and is a predicted model, not a curated record.